Postia placenta MAD-698-R-SB12 is the source of this 3126-nucleotide messenger RNA. RefSeq lists its product as hypothetical. Gene Ontology annotation, molecular function: phosphopantetheine binding. Lineage: Eukaryota; Fungi; Basidiomycota; Agaricomycetes; Polyporales; Adustoporiaceae. The record is from RefSeq and is a predicted model, not a curated record. The transcript has 19 exons. The coding region runs from base 1 to 3126 and encodes 1041 amino acids.
AUGCCUGCCCCUACAUUUGCUGCGCUAUCGCUCACUGAGCUAGUUGCUAUCCGAGCGCGUGAACAGCCAGACGAUGUUGCGUUUUACACAGGCAUCGAUGAGCCUGGUAUUUUGCUGAGACCGCUCACAUAUACUCAGGUUCAGCGAGCCGUCGACCGACUGUGCGCUCAUUAUGCUAGCCUUGGCCUGCAACCACCAGUGGGAGACAAUGGUUUACCACCAGAGCGUGCCAUUGCGGUCUUAACGACAACUGCUAUUGACGAGUCGCUCCUUGAGAUCGCACUUGCGAAGCUAGGGCUGAGUGCACUUCUGCUUUCAGUCAACAACUCCAUCCCAGCAGUUGCCCACCUAUGUAAACUCACAAACUCGAGCCAUUUGAUCUAUGGGUCUCGGUUCCCCGAAGAAGCCAAGGAAGCUCAGAAGCUGCUCGCCGAGCAAGGAUAUCAUCUCGAGAUCGUACCAGACAAACGCUUUCCCCUUUGGGGAUCGGAAGGAGUGGAGGACGCCAAGAUAGACCCCUUUCCAGCGGUGCUAGGCCCGCAAGAGGAAAAGAACAGGACUGCAGUGAUCUUGCACUCGUCAGGAUCGACGGGUUUUCCGAAGCCAGUAUAUAUCACUCAUUUUGCCUUGAUUGCAAACGUUGCUGGAUUUGUAGCCAAACCAGGCUUCAGCGCUCUCCCCGUGUACCACGGAUUCGGCCACUUUAGCGUCUUCCGUUGCUACUAUGCCGGCGUACCAUUCUCUCUCUUCCCUCCGCACUUGCCCUUGACGUCGGCCAAUAUAUGCAAGGUCAUCACAAAGAUUCCGGUACACACACCUCUAUGCUUUCUCGUACCAUACGUUAUCAAGCUCCUCGGAGAGACGGAAGAAGGCGUGUGCGCUCUCGCGGAAUUCGAAAGCAUCACAUUUUCCGGUGCCCCUGUUCCUGACGAUCUGGGGGAUCGACUCACUGCAGCUGGCGUCAACAUUCAAGCCACAUAUGGAACUACAGAGACAGGAACACUUUUAAAAUCCACGCGCGACUUUAAAACUGACAAGGCUUGGAAUUGGCUACGAGUGGAGGGCCCCAUUUCAGACUAUAUCGUCAUGGAAGACCGCGGCUCCAACACCUUCGAGUCCGUCGUGAAGGAUGGAUGGCCCGCCAAGAUUCAAUCAAAUCGGCCAGACGGCUCCUACGCGACCAAGGAUCUUUUCCUUCGGCAUUCGGAGCACUCGAAUUGGUACAAAUAUAUUGGGCGACUGGACGACACGCUUGUCAUGUUGCUCGGGGAGAAGACAAACCCCGUCCCCAUAGAGCUUGCUAUCCGAGGCAAUAGCCCAUACGUAGAGGAGGCGAUUGUAUUCGGAGAAGGCAAACCCCAAGUGGGCGUGCUCAUUUUCCCGACAGAGCUCGGGAAGGACCUAGCGAAGGACCGAGCUGCGUAUCUGGAGAAGGUCUGGCCAGUGAUCGAGGAGGCAAAUGCGGAGGCGCCCACACAUUCGCGCAUACUCCCAGAAAUGGUGCAUAUACUAGAGUAUGGGACACAGAUCCCGCAAGCCACGAAGAUGUCAAUACUGCGACCUGCAUGCUAUGCAAAGUUCAAAGAUAUUAUCGACUCCGUAUAUGACCGCUUCGAGAGCGGUUUAGGCGUAAACAAGUUAGAGCUGUCGCUACCAGAGCUGGAAGACUUCCUCUUCGACGCAAUCACACAGACACUAGGCAUUACUAGGGCAGCUAAACUGACAAAAUCGUCCGAUCUCUUUGCCUUCGGUGUAGAUUCCUUGCAGGCCACGAGAAUCCGUAACAUUUGCCAGAAGGAACUAGAGCUGAACGGGCAGACGCUUGGACAGAAUAUUGUAUACGAGAAUCCGUCGGUUGACAGGCUAGCCGCAUUCAUCCAGGCCCUCCGCGCUGGAGGCAGCGCCACGGCCUCAGACGAACAGCAGCAUGCGACAAUGUUGGCCAUGGUCGAGAAGUGGAGCGCCAAGUUCGACCUGCACUCUGCAACACAGAACGGCCAACAUGUUGGGUCGACAGGACAUGUCGUGGUCCUCACUGGUACUACGGGCUCUCUUGGAGCGCACAUUCUCAGCCAGCUUGUCUCGUCUCCCUCAGUCCAACGUGUUGUAUGCCUUUCGCGUGCGAAGUCUCACGACGACUCGCUCGCCCGUGUGAAGGAGUCGUUGCAGACCCGUCGACUGUCUCUCUCGCCAGAGCAAUGGGCGAAGGUCGAGUCGUUCGCCGUGGAUGUCAACGAGGAUCGCCUUGGGUUGACCGAGAGCGAAUAUGCGCACGUUUUGUCGCAGACGAGUGCUGUCAUUCAUAACGCAUGGCCAGUCAACUUUAACAUGGCCGUCGACUCUUAUGACCCACAUAUCGGUGGCGCACUGAACCUGAUCAAUUUGUGCCUCCGCUCCGCUGGAUCUCCGAAGCCAUCGUUCUUCUUCAGUUCAUCUAUAGCGGCGCGCUCUGGCUCCAGUGAUCUCGUGGUCGGGGAGGACUUCCCUGCAAGCCCUACGACAGCCCUCUCGACAGGUUAUGGUCGGAGCAAGUGGGUUGUUGAGAAGCUGUGUGAGCGAGCUUCGCAAGCAACACCCCUCAACAUCGGUGUACUCCGGAUUGGACAAUUAGCCGGCGAUACGAAGAAUGGCGUGUGGAACGAGACUGAAGCCUGGCCGCUCAUGUUCAAAUCAGCAACCAUAACUGGUGCUUUGCCUCAGUUGACGGAGCCACCACAAUGGCUGCCUACGAACGUUGCUGGCCAGGCUAUCACUGAGAUCGUCACACGUUCAUCGCAGCCGAAGUCCGCGGUGUACCACAUACUCAACCCUAACUUGAAGGGUGAUUGGAACACAAUUCUAUCCGGUCUUCGACAAGGCGGUCUGCAUUUUGACGCCGUGGAUCGCGCGGAGUGGCUGGAUCGUCUGGCCAAAUCCGACCCCGACGGUAAGCGCAACCCGGCGAUCAAGCUGCUUCCGUACUACCGCAACCGAUUCGGUAAGUCAAACGCUGGGCGACCUCCCAAGAACUUCCGCGUCGACUUGACGAGUCAAGCUGCGCCAAGCAUUGCGAACUCCCCCGCGAUCUCGGAGGAGCUUGUCGCGAAGUGGGUGCGGCACUGGCGCGAGACCGGAUUCCUCGCUUGA